Ricinus communis (castor bean) is the source of this 1754-nucleotide messenger RNA. Its product is annotated as cytochrome P450 89A2. The record is from RefSeq and is a predicted model, not a curated record. Gene Ontology annotation, molecular function: iron ion binding; heme binding; oxidoreductase activity, acting on paired donors, with incorporation or reduction of molecular oxygen, NAD(P)H as one donor, and incorporation of one atom of oxygen. NCBI's taxonomy places the organism in Eukaryota, Viridiplantae, Streptophyta, Magnoliopsida, Malpighiales, Euphorbiaceae. The transcript has a single exon. The coding region runs from base 114 to 1637 and encodes 507 amino acids. Gene Ontology annotation, cellular component: membrane.
UAAGAAAAGGCCAAAACCCUUGUCACCAAAAACUUGUAUAAAUCAAUAUUGCAUGCUUUCAGUAUUCUUUGAAUCACAAUUAAACACAAUGUACAUGCACAGUUAAGAUAUCAAUGGAGCUUUACAUCUUCAUCUUCAUCUUUUCAUGUCUGUGUCUCCUUCUCAAGCCACUUUUUCACCUUCUUCUUCCUCCAUCAAAUCCCGCUACUAACCUCCCGCCAGGACCUUCUAAGAUUUCCCUUUUAGCCAGAUUCUUUCUGGGUAGAAAAUCUUUUUAUGAACUGGGUCCUAUUAUUUCUAGCCUACGUAAGAAAUACGGCCCUCUCAUCACUGUCCAUCUUGGCUCCCAACCUACCCUUUUCAUUACCAACAGUUCUCUUGCUCACCAGGCUCUUAUCCAAAACGGUGCAGUUUUUGCCGAUCGUCCUCCUUCCAUUAACAACCUUAUUGCCAGCAAUUCUAAGAAGAUCAUCAGUAAAUCUCCUUAUGGACCUAUCUGGCGUGCUCUCCGUCGUAAUCUUACUUCAGGUGUUCUUCAUCCUGCCCAACUUAAAUCUUUCUCGCGUGUCCGAAAGCGAGUCCUCAGUAAUUUGAUUCGCAGCCUUGGAGACGACUCUGAAGUUAACAAGGUUGUUUACGUGGAAAAACAUUUUCGCCAUGCAAUCUUUUCCUUGCUGGUUCUCCUGUGUUUUGGUGAAAAUGUCGAGGAGAACCAGAUUGUAGAGAUAGAAAAUGCACAGAUGAAACUUUUCAAGAGUUUCCCCAGGUUUAAGGUGUUCAUCAUGAUGCCCAGACUGGGAAAAUUCUUAUUCAAAAAGCUAUGGAAAGAGCUAAAUGAAAUAGUUACAGGCUUCGAUGAUUGCAUAAAACCCCUAAUCUGGCUGAGAAAGAAAGAUUUAGAACAGGAAAUUUCAAGAACAGAUCAGGACUGCACUUUCUAUGUGGAUACAUUGCUAAACUUGCAAGUUCCUGGAGAAGAAGGGAAAAUUACAGAUGCAGAGGUGCUCGGAUUGUGCAAUGAAUUCAUUGCUGCUGGCACAGACACAACGAUGCUUUCUUUAGAGUGGAUCAUGGCGAACCUGGUCAAAUAUCCAACCAUUCAGGCCAGGAUUCUGGAGGAAAUAAAAGCUGUUACAGGAGACGAAGGAGAAUGCAUCAAAGAAGAAGAUUUACAGAAGAUGCCUUAUCUAAAAGCAGUCAUUCUUGAAGGUCUAAGGCGCCACCCACCAGGAUAUGCACUGGCUACCCCACAUGCAGUGACAGAAGACAUAGAGUUGGGUGGCUAUACAGUACCUAAAGGUACUGCAGCAAAUUUCCUGAUAGCUGACAUGGGCAGAGACCCUAACAUCUGGGAUGAUCCUAUGGAGUUCAAGCCUGAAAGAUUCUCCAGAAAUGAAGCUCAGGAUUUUGAUGUUACAGGGAUUAGAGAGAUAAAAAUGAUGCCGUUUGGUGCAGGAAGGAGGAUAUGCCCUGGUUACGGAUUGGCUAUGCUUCAUUUGGAGUAUCUUGUGGCAAAUUUGGUAUGGCAGUUUGAGUGGAGGCCAGUUAAUGGGGAAGAUGUUGAUCUUACUGAGAAAUAUGGUAUUACUAUUUCAAUGAAGAAUCCUUUGCGAGUUCUUUUAUCUCCUAGAUUUUGAUAUCAAUGAAAUUCUGAGGUUACCAUUGCUGUCUCAAGCUGAUGGCAACAUUUAGGGUUACUAUAUGAUGUUUUGUGGUAAUAAACUAUAUCAAUUUCGGUUGAUGUUUGUGUUAAA